Molecule: messenger RNA, 4193 nt
Organism: Jatropha curcas
Lineage: Eukaryota; Viridiplantae; Streptophyta; Magnoliopsida; Malpighiales; Euphorbiaceae
Source: RefSeq, a predicted model, not a curated record
GAAUUAUAAUCUGCUCCAACCAUCACCAGAGCAGAAUUUAAUGCACAUAAAGACACAGAAGAGAGAAAUGUGUUUAUGAAGCCUUCUCAAUAUAUAGAGACAGAGAAGGUUAUGAGUUCCUUAAUUAAUACUGAUUUCAAAUCUCUCUUCUUUCAAAUCUAUGAGUUCUUUUUCUGCUAAAGAAGAGACCGACAUGGAUGAAGAUGUGGAGAAGAAGAAGAAGAAGCAAGAAGAACAAAAGAAGCAACAGAAAGUUCCAUUGCUAAAGCUUUUUGCAUUUGCAGAUUUUUAUGACUAUGUACUGAUGGGGUUAGGAUCUAUUGGUGCUUGCGUUCAUGGAGCUUCAGUGCCUGUGUUUUUCAUUUUUUUUGGCAAAUUGAUUAACAUUAUUGGAUUGGCUUAUCUCUUUCCCCAACAAGCUUCUCACAGAGUUGCGAAGUACUCUUUGGAUUUUGUAUAUCUCAGUAUUGCUAUAUUAUUUUCAUCAUGGAUAGAAGUGGCUUGUUGGAUGCAUACCGGAGAACGGCAGGCGGCAAAGAUGAGAAUGGCGUACUUAAGGUCAAUGUUAAAUCAAGAUAUCAGUUUAUUUGACACUGAAGCCUCUACAGGAGAAGUCAUUUCUGCCAUUACUAGUGAUAUUAUUGUGGUUCAAGAUGCUAUUUCUGAAAAGGUAGGGAACUUCAUGCACUAUAUAAGCCGAUUUCUAGCAGGGUUUACGAUUGGGUUUGUUAGAGUGUGGCAAAUCAGUUUGGUGACAUUGUCCAUAGUGCCCUUAAUUGCUCUUGCUGGUGGUUGCUAUGCUUACGUCACCAUCGGCCUUAUUUCUAGAGUUCGCAAAUCUUAUGUCAAAGCUGGUGAAAUCGCUGAGGAGGUGAUUGGAAAUGUUAGAACAGUACAGGCAUUUGCAGGAGAAGAGAGAGCAGUAGCAUCAUAUAGAGAUGCUCUUAGGAAUACUUACAAAUAUGGAAAAAAGGCUGGUCUAGCCAAGGGUCUAGGACUAGGGACCUUGCACUGUGUCCUUUUUCUGUCAUGGUCAUUGCUUGUUUGGUUCACUAGCAUUGUUGUUCAUAAGAAGAUCGCCAAUGGUGGUGAGUCUUUCACCACCAUGCUCAAUGUUGUUAUUGCUGGCCUGUCACUUGGACAGGCAGCUCCAGAUAUUGCUGCAUUUGUCCGAGCAAUGGCAGCAGCUUACCCCAUUUUUGAAAUGAUAGAAAGGAACACAGUAGCAAAAACCAGCUCAAAAACUGGCCGAGUGCUAGAUAAAUUGGAGGGCCACAUAGAACUCAGGGAUGUGUGUUUUAGCUACCCAUCUCGUCCUGAUGUAAUGAUCUUUGAUAAACUCUGCCUUGAUAUUCCUUCUGGGAAGAUUGUAGCUCUUGUUGGAGGCAGUGGAUCUGGAAAGAGCACGGUUAUAUCUUUGAUUGAACGCUUCUAUGAGCCUUUAUCGGGACAGAUACUAUUAGAUGGAAAUGAUAUCAAGCACCUUGACCUGAAGUGGCUUAGACAGCAAAUUGGGCUAGUUAAUCAGGAACCUGCUCUUUUUGCCACAAGCAUACGGGAGAACAUUCUUUAUGGAAAAGAUAAUGCAACCCUUGAUGAGAUAACAAAUGCUGCUAAACUCUCAGAAGCUAUUUCUUUUAUCAACAAUCUCCCUGACAGAUUUGAAACUCAGGUUGGUGAGAGGGGAAUACAACUAUCAGGUGGACAAAAGCAAAGGAUUGCAAUAUCACGUGCUAUAGUGAAGAAUCCAUCUAUUCUUUUGCUAGAUGAGGCUACAAGUGCACUUGAUGCUGAGUCUGAGAAGAGUGUGCAAGAGGCACUUGAUCGUGCCAUGGUGGGAAGAACAACUGUAGUUGUUGCCCACCGCCUUUCUACCAUUAGAAAUGCAGAUGUGAUUGCUGUUGUUCAAGAAGGGAAUAUAGUGGAAAUAGGAAGUCAUGAGGAGCUCAUCUCUAACCCCAAUAGUGCAUAUGGAUCACUUAUUCAUCUACAGGAGACGGCAUCUUUGCAGCGCCAGUCUUCUGUUGGUCCUACAAUGGGACUUCCACUCAGCAUACGGUACUCUCGAGAAUUAUCCUACAAAAGAUCAAGUUUUGGUACAAGCUUUCGUUCUGAAAAGGAUUCAGUCAGUCGUGUGGGUGCCGAUGCAAUGGAGCCUAUGAAGCCAAGACAGGUUUCAGCAAAAAGACUUUAUGCAAUGAUAGGCCCUGAUUGGAUUUAUGGGUUAGUGGGUACCACUUGUGCAUUUAUUGCUGGAUCGCAGAUGCCACUUUUUGCACUUGGGGUAUCUCAAGCUCUCGUUGCCUAUUACAUGGACUGGGACACUACUCGUCACGAGGUCAAAAAGAUUUCAAUCUUGUUCUGUGCUGGUUCAGUAAUUACUGUUAUUGUCUAUGCCAUUGAACAUCUCUGCUUUGGAAUCAUGGGGGAGCGACUGACUUUUCGUGUGAGAGAAAAGAUGUUUUCUGCCAUUUUGAAGAAUGAGAUUGGAUGGUUUGAUGACUUGAAUAACACAAGUUCUAUGCUGGCAUCACGUCUAGAGAGUGAUGCAACCUUGUUACGAACUAUAGUCGUUGAUCGCUCAACAAUUCUCUUACAGAAUGUGGGUCUUGUUGUCACCUCAUUUGUAAUCGCUUUCACCUUAAACUGGAGAAUCACACUAGUUGUAAUAGCCACUUAUCCACUGAUCAUAAGUGGCCACAUCAGUGAGAAACUCUUCAUGAAAGGCUAUGGUGGAAACUUGAGCAAAGCAUAUUUAAAGGCUAACAUGCUAGCUGGUGAGGCUGUGAGCAACAUCCGCACUGUUGCUGCCUUUUGUGCUGAAGAGAAGGUCCUUGACCUUUAUGGCCGUGAGCUUGUGGAUCCCUCCAAGCGCUCAUUGGUUCGUGGUCAAAUUGCCGGUAUAUUCUAUGGUGUAUCCCAGUUCUUCAUCUUCUCAUCUUAUGGGCUUGCCUUGUGGUAUGGUUCUGUUUUGAUGGGGAAGGAGCUUGCUGGCUUUAAAUCUGUCAUGAAGUCAUUUAUGGUUUUAAUUGUAACUGCAUUAGCCAUGGGCGAAACUCUCGCAAUGGCCCCAGAUCUUUUGAAAGGGAACCAAAUGGUGGCAUCUGUCUUUGAGCUGCUGGACCGCAAGACACAUAUAACUGGGGAUAUUGGAGAAGAGUUGAAAAAUGUGGAGGGUACUAUUGAACUAAGAGGUAUAGAGUUCAGCUAUCCAUCAAGGCCAGAUGUGUUAAUCUUCAAGGACUUUGAUCUACGAGUGCGUUCAGGCAAGACUGUUGCUUUAGUUGGGCAAAGUGGUUCUGGUAAAAGCUCUGUUCUUGCUCUUAUAUUAAGAUUCUAUGAUCCAACGGCAGGAAAAGUGAUUAUUGAUGGCAUAGAUAUCAAGAAACUGAAGCUAAAAUCUCUAAGAAAGCACAUUGGCCUAGUUCAACAAGAGCCAGCACUUUUUGCAACAUCAAUCUAUGAAAACAUCUUAUAUGGGAAAGAAGGAGCCUUUGAAGCAGAAGUGAUUGAAGCUGCCAAACUUGCAAAUGCUCAUAGUUUCAUUAGUUCUCUUCCAGAGGGUUACUCGACGAAAGUCGGUGAGCGAGGGGUGCAACUAUCUGGUGGGCAGAAGCAAAGAGUGGCUAUUGCUAGAGCAGUUCUAAAGAACCCAGAAAUAUUACUAUUAGAUGAAGCAACUAGUGCUUUAGAUGUGGAGUCGGAGCGAGUUGUGCAGCAAGCUAUAGAUCGAUUGAUGAGGAACCGAACAACGAUCAUGGUGGCACAUAGGUUAUCCACUAUAAAGAAUGCAGAUCAAAUAUCAGUCAUACAAGAUGGAAAAAUAAUAGAGCAAGGGACUCAUUCUAGUCUCCUGGAGAACAUAGAUGGAGCUUACUUUAAGUUGAUAAGCCUUCAGCAGCAACAAGGACAUUCACAACACUAAAGAUAUAUUAUUAUUAAUUACUAUUAUUUUUAAUUCAACAGAUAUAUUUGACUUCAUAUGACUUGAAAUUUGUUUUUGAUGUAAAGAUAAACUGGGAUAUUAGUAAGUGACACAUAUAUGUUGAUAAUGAGGAAGCUGUACAAUCACACUUCGGAAUUCAAUUCCUGCUUAAUUUGUGUAACAGAAACUAGUACAUGUCUUCUUUGUACCAGCAAAGUACUUGCAUGCCCUUGGAAAUGGAUGUCACCAACUUGAAGUUGUUUGAAAA